AACAGCCCCUGACAUAGUUCGUCACAACAAAUUGUUUGUUUAUGACACUCCAGGCCAGUAGUAUGUUGGCAGCUGGGAGGAGGGAAGGCUGCAACGUAUGUAAAUAAAAGCAUUUUUCUGUAUAGAUUUACUAAGUAAUUAGUCUUUUAUUUUUGGUGCCAUUGCCUUCAAAGACAAUAAGUUGUUGUCCCAGGAUUUUUGUGGAGGGGCACAAAAUUAUACAAAGAAGAUGAUGGCCAGUUUUGAAUUCCAUUUUGGGUACCAGGUCCUCUUAAAGUCUACCAGUAGUGUACCUGCCCAGUACAGAUGCAAAUUAAAGCAUAAGGACAUUUUGAAUUUGAUGAGUAAUACUUUACUCUUUAUACAUUGGUUAACUCUUUGAUAUUCAGGAACACUAGUACCCAGAUGUGAUCUGAGAGACUGCUAUAUAGCUUUGUUAAUUAAAUAUGUAUUAAUAAAGAUAAUAACAUAAAAAUAAGUCCUCAUAUCUUCCAUAGUCUGUACAUUGGUAGAAUCCAGGACAAAAGUAGAUGUACCAGUAGAAGUGUUUAUUCUUUAGAUGUAAUUAUGUUAUAACAUAUGAUAUAUUAUAUGAUAAAAAUUAUUAUGAUUUUAAUUUGUAUAUAUUAACUAAAUUUUACACUGAAGCAGUGUUCUUGUACUUGUUACACAUUGAGGGAUUGUUUGUUAAACACACAAGAAAGAAAUGAAUGUAAGAAAAUUACAUGUCCUUAUUAUAAUGAGUUUCUGACAGUUCCAACACAUCAAUAUUCUUAAUUCCAUUCUCAUUUAAUGUAAUAUUAAGUUGAUGCUUAAAUAUCCUGGCUACACUGCUACUGUGCAUUCCAAGCAUGUCAAACAGGUUUGUUCACAUACACAGCACAGGGAUGCAAUUCCUUGUAAAUUUUAAAAGGCUGCAUGUUUUUCUUUUUUAUACUUGAGGGUCUUCCUUAGUCCCUAGAUCUAGUAUAUGACCAGAGUUAAAAUGUAAUUGGUGAUUUUUCACUCUGGCUGUCAUGUGGGAGGUUACCAAUUACUUUAUGACAGGAGUAAUGCGUACAUUUUAGUGGUGCUGCAUCACUCUGUACAACAGGAAAUUGUUAGUGCCUUCGUGAAAGAGAUAAUGUUUCAUGAAUAAUGAAGGAUAAAUUGUUUUCUGCAUGUACUUCAUUAACUGAAUCUUAUUAAGAAUUGCUAACCAUCUUGACAUUUUUGUGACAACCACCUUAACAUGGAUUCUCCAGAAUUGUUUAGUAUGGAAAACAAAGAACUUCUAAAUAUUACAUCUAAGAAAUGGAUAAGUGUUCUCAUGACCUGAGGAUCUAUACAUGGCAUCAGUUUGUAUGUGAGUGCUUCAGAGUACUUUUGUUUCUUCAUGUUCAAGAUUUGAAGCUUUAUGCCACUUUUCAUAACUAAGCAUUCUCCUUUCAUUGUUGUGACAUCAAAAUUGUCUUGUAUUAUCUUUUCCCAAUUUUUGUACAAUGUCAACAUUUUCUUGUAAACAAAUAAGCAGUCGGGAAGAACAAGUACAUGUGUAAUUCAGUUCUGUCAUACAUGAAGUGAUAUCCAACAUAGAUUAAUACUAACAUGAAAUUCAGAGAAUGCAUAUCAUGGAUAUAGUUAAAGAGGAGCCUGAUUCUGACAGUGAUUGUCACCAAAUGUCUUCGCUGACUACCUCUUACUUUGAUGGUGUAAAAGAGGAACAACCACCUUUGGCAGAGACUGCAAGUGAUGCAAAGGAUGAAUCAUGGAACAUGGAGGAAUUUCUACAAGUAGAAGUAACAACAGAGGAACCCGAAGAACAUCACAAGAGGAUGGAGCAAUUUAAUAAUCAGCUAAAGGAAUCAGUUGGUGGUGAUGUUCAUCUUCAUAACCAACUUAGUUGUGACAAAGUAUCUGUUGAAUGCAGUGAUAAUGUGAAUAACUUCACUGUUUCUGUAAAUAUGAAAGUUUGUGGAAACUUAGAAGGUAGUUCCCAAACAAGUGCAUUAGAAUGUUAUAGUUGUGACAUAUGCAAUAAAAUAUUCUCUAAGCGGAAUAGCCUUAUAACACAUAUUCGCGUUCAUAGCGAAGCAGCUUUCAAAUGCGAGAUUUGCGAGAAAGCUUUUGCCCGAAGUGACCAUCUUGACACGCACAGAAGAAUUCAUACUGGAGAGAAGCCGUACUGUUGUGAUAUAUGUAAUAAGCGGUUUGCGCAUAGAGGAUCCCACAUGAACCAUCUGUUUACUCACACUGGUGAACGAUCUUAUCAAUGUGAGAUGUGCAAAAAGACCUUCUCUCGUAGAGAUUCAAUAUAUUUACAUUACCGAAUCCACAAUAGAGAGAGGCCUUUUAAAUGUGAGUUGUGUAAUAAAGUUUUUCUACGUAAGGAUAAUUUGGGAGUUCAUCGGCGUGUUCAUUCGGGGGAAAAACCGUACGAUUGUGAUGUCUGUAAAGAACGAUUUUCAUUGAAGUCUACUCUGAAGAAACAUUACCGUAUACAUACAGGUGAAAUGCCAUAUAAAUGUGAAGUAUGUGAUAAGGCUUACCGACAAGCUGUAGGCCUUGUUAGACAUAAACGCACACAUACCUAAUAGUCAAAGAAUUAAAUCGAAAUGUUGUUUCUAAUAAUGCUACUGGGACGUUUUAUAUAAAACAAUAAGUAGAUGAAAUAGAAGAAGUAUGGAAAAAUGCAUGUUGAGUUCCAUACUGUUAGAUUGUGUAUAAAAAGAAUUAAGAUGUGUAGCGCACUUGGUAGAUCUAAUAAAUCCACUCUUGUCAUUGUGAA
Molecule: messenger RNA, 2767 nt
Organism: Zootermopsis nevadensis
Lineage: Eukaryota; Metazoa; Arthropoda; Insecta; Blattodea; Termopsidae
Source: RefSeq, a predicted model, not a curated record